Messenger RNA from Podarcis raffonei (Aeolian wall lizard), 2075 nucleotides. RefSeq names its product ermin (gene ERMN). The record is from RefSeq and is a predicted model, not a curated record. NCBI's taxonomy places the organism in Eukaryota, Metazoa, Chordata, Lepidosauria, Squamata, Lacertidae. Gene Ontology annotation, biological process: regulation of cell projection organization; morphogenesis of a branching structure; actin filament organization. Bases 346 to 1152 code for a protein of 268 amino acids. Gene Ontology annotation, molecular function: actin filament binding. The transcript is spliced from 3 exons. Gene Ontology annotation, cellular component: neuronal cell body; paranode region of axon; extracellular exosome.
AUGCCAGCACAAAAAGCUUUGUUGCUUGUAGAUUGUUUGUUUAUGUAAAUUGACAUGGUGCAUUUUAUUAUGCAACGGGGAAAGGCUCUAAGUGACAAGAAAAGUGCUGAUUGGACAAGCCUCUUGGAAAGGGACCUCUGACAAAACCAAGGCAAAUCCUGACAUUAUUCCCUGCUUGGCUGCAACACCUUCAGGAGGACGGAAAGCUUGUUGACUCUUCAAUAUAUCUAUCUAUUUGGUGGGGGAGGGAUAGUUGUGGAUGGUUUGAUUUCUGCAGCGAUUCCGGGAUACCAGAUCAUCUCUGGACACAUAUCCGCAAGGAACCUCUUGGAUACUGCAGGAAUCAUGACAGAAGAUGUCCAGGUUCCAACCAGCAUGUCUGAAUAUAAUCGGAACGUGCCCUCUGAAAAACCUCAGCUCCAGGUCAUUGAUAUUAUUGAUCAAAUUGCAAAUUCUGUCGAGAUAUUUCCUUACGAUACCGCAGAGCCUAUUCCCAGUUCCCCACUUGCACAAGGAAACCGAGGGGGAGGCAAACAUUUAGCAAAGAGCACACCAUACGAAGUUUCAGUUGGGAUAAAGGAACUUCAAGGAGAGCCAGAGGGAAACAAGGAGAGAGAAACUGACAUCUUUUCCCAGGAGACAAGAAGCUGGGAAGAAGAAUCCAGAGAAGGCUUUUGUGAGGAGAAGCAUCCUGUGAGCACUAUAGACCAUAAAGUAGCUAAGAUGGAAGAAAGAAAGAUGGAGGAACCCCAGAUUGAAGAAGUCUACAGCACUAAUGAGGUGGUGGUGGAGGAGGAACAGGAAGAGGCAGAGCUGAGUGAACCCAAGGAGCCAAUGAAAGAGGAAACGCAACUAGAAGAAAAUGAAACCAUGGCAGAGGAAGUUUUCGAUGGCACUGAAGAAAUAAUGCAGAAGGAAAGCAAUGAGGAUAAACAUAAAAAGAGGCUGGAGAGCGGCAGCAAGGAUUUCCUUUCUGCCAGUGCCAGCUGUAACUCUCAGACUGAGAAACCUGCUGAGCAGCCAAGCUUGGUGAAGAAAAAUGAUAUCUCCAGGCACAGUUAUUCUCGAUACAAUACAAUAUCUUACCGGAAGAUCCGGAAAGGAAACACUAAACAGAGAAUUGAUGAAUUUGAGUCCAUGAUGCAUUCAUAAAACUGAGGCAGAGGAUUUGAUGGGCAUGCUGUGAUUCUCCUCCCCUCCCCAAUGCCAGACAUUUAUCCACCUGUAAUAUCAAGUUAUCAAAAUAUAUUUUGCAGCUUCAAUCCAACCUAAGCUUACCUGUAAUCUAAGGCUACAACCCUAUGCACCCUUUCUGUUUGGGAACAAGCCCUAUUGAUCACAUUUACUUCCAGAUAGAUAUGCAUAGGAUGGGACUGCAUGGCUGCAGGUUUAUGCAUUGUUAUCUGGGAGUACUGUCUGUUGGACUGUUAGGGGACUUGCUUCUGAGUACAUAGCAUGUGGAUACGCUUGGGCUGGAAGUCUCAUUGAAACUAACAGAACAAGUUAGUCAUGACUAACUUCACUCCUACUGCUUUUGGUGGGACUGAUGCAUGUCUGCUCAAAAGUAAGUCCCAUUGAGUUCAACUGGACUUAAUCCCGCAAGUGUGUCUAGGAUUGCAGUCAUAAAUUACAACUAACUUUCAUUGGAUUGGGGCUGGUAUGUGCAAUUUGUCUGCACCUCAGAAAUGUAACCACAACAAUACAUGUACUAACUUAAAUCAGCAGUGUAAUAACUUUAACAUAGCUCAAUCGAAAAAGGUAUUUUAGAGAUAGUUUCCCAUCCCCCCUAUCCAUUUUUUGGUACUGAAAUGGAAGAAACAGCUAGGGGACGCCAACCUUUGGCAGCCAGCAGGCACAUUUUGAACACUGAAAGAGUGUUGCGGGCACCAGUCAUAAAAUGGCUGCCAUGGGGUCAUGGCAUAACACAAAACUGCUGCUAUGAGGGCAUGUCUUCCACAUCUAAAAGAGAAUAAAACAGACAGGACCACAAAAUGGUGUGAGCUUCUCCUCACAGCUGUGGGGUGGGGAAGGCACAUCAGCCACUGUCACAGAGAGAAGCUCUUGGCAUUUCUCCU